This is a messenger RNA of Gaeumannomyces tritici R3-111a-1, 1672 nucleotides long. RefSeq lists its product as hypothetical. NCBI's taxonomy places the organism in Eukaryota, Fungi, Ascomycota, Sordariomycetes, Magnaporthales, Magnaporthaceae. The record is from RefSeq and is a predicted model, not a curated record. Bases 1 to 696 code for a protein of 231 amino acids. The transcript is spliced from 2 exons.
AUGGCCAACUGCGCCGUGUGCGAGGCUAUCGCCCGCGUUGUGGCGACCCUGCUCAAGCAAGGCCUCGAAAAAAUAAUAGUCCUGGACCCAAACCGCCGCCAAACCACAUGGAACUACACGCGGCAUCUUCCUCUCUUUGAGGCCAUCAACUUCAAGCCGAAGCUAGGCCGGGAUUGCACCAUCGAGAAAGCGAAAAUUCGACGGCAAGACUUGGAGAUGGAGCUACGCAAGUCUGACUACAUUAUAUCCGGCGCCGCUUUCACCAUUGCCGACGUAGAUGGACGGGACGCCGAGUAUGGUCUGAGAGGUGUGCGUGAGCUUCCAGACCCUGAACCACGCUCGUUCAAGCAAAAGGUCUGUCAAGUACACCACAACAUCGUGUCUUCUCCGCAGCAAUCUGCGACAACAACCAUUGCUGUUCCAAGUGAGGGGUACAUUGGCUCGAUAGACGCGACCUACUGCGCCGUCAGGGCCGACAACUCCUCCAACACCGACAAGUGCAAGUCCCGAGCAUGGACACGCGGGGUCGAGGCGAUGCUUGCUCGGAGACUGCUUUUUUUCGAGGGCGGAACUGUCCGGUGGACCUGCGCCCCGGCCGAGUGCAAGGCCACCCCCUGCCCGGGCGACGCCUCCCAGAACUGCGGGGGCGAGCGUCAUAUGGUCAUCUACUCGCCGCGCGACGCCGUGGCGUACUAGUGCGCCGAUCAAGGUUGCCACGCGAGAAAUCGUCCGGGGCGCACACCCUCCUCCUCCACGGCUCGCGCCUCGGCAGCACAGCAAGUCGGUAUCGGGCUGGGCGGCUCCCUGCUAGCUUAGGAAUCACUAACGCAAUCUAUUACCUAUCCAGUGUCGGUAACUGGUUGAGAUCGGCUCGCCGUGUAUUUGCGCUGCCCAGAUUACCGUUCCCUCACGUUGUAGCUCCACUCAUCUCCGAGUUGCUUUUACUCUCCCAACACCCUGAGCAGGUCCUGUUCAUCGCUCUACGGAAUGUAUUCAUCAUUUCCAGCUCCGUCUUGACUGUGCCUGCUCACAAUCCCUGGAACCCGCUGGAGCCACCCUCAUGGUAACCACACCACGAUAUGUUCUUUGUCAGAAGGCACCAAGCAAAUCAUGGAUUCUGGCUCACAACAUGAAGAACAACUGCGAGUGCAACAUGCCGUUCAGCUUUGAUCCCACACAGCAGCGGAGCAGGGAAGCAUGAUGAGUUGCAGGAACGAUGUACGACUCGGCACACUGCUGGGGCCAGCGCCUGUUGGCAUCAACUGUGGGGGUGCAACACCCGCAUGUGCAGGGGGCACCUGUUUGAUGGAACUACGCCCAAUCAGGUCAACGCUAAACCGGGCCGAUCCGGUGCCACAUUCCACACUGUGUGGAGUGGGCAAGAUGGGAUGGACAUGGGAGAGCCUUGGCAAGGCGAGGGAGCUGCCGAGUUCCGUUCUACCCAUCUUUCCGGCUUCCAUGGGCACAACUAGCGAGGAAAGGGGAGUGAGAUUUUUGAGCCCACCCUUAAGGUGACAUUGGAGUUCCAGGCAGCAAACCUAUAUGCAAUGAAGCUCCGGAGGCUACUCACGCGGUUGGGCUUCGCCGUCACCAAGGGUGCUAUUUUUGGUCUUACUAGAGCCCCAGAGCGGUCUCCAACGCCGAGGUAAAUUAACAUUUAGCUGGUUACCAG